ACACACGUGGCCAACCAACCUCCCUCCUUAACACUCCCACCAACUCCCUUUAACCUGUCACCUUACUAAGCUGCUUCCAACAGCUACUAUUCUACGUCAACAAGACAACUACGUCGCGCACAGAGAGAGAGAGAGAGAGAGAGAGAGAGAGAGAGAGAGAGAGAGAUGGGAAGGAGCAUCAGUGCAGUAGGAGUGGCUGACUUGGUGAAGGCAGGUCUAGCGAUCGAGGAGGCCAAGAAAUUCCAUAGGGUGCUUAAUGAAACAGUUUCGGGAGCCAAAGGUUCUGACCCACGAGAGGUGUGGCGCGAGCUGCUGGCUCGUAAGGUGUUAAAGCCAUGGUACCCGCAUGGGCUGCACCAACUGGUUUACUACUCAGUCUAUGCUGAUUGGGACUCUUCCACCAACGGUCCCCCUAUUUACUGGUUCCCUUCCCUCCAGAUAAAAUUUGCUGGUUUGCGGAUACCAACUGAUAGAUAUCAGUCUAAACAAACAAAUUUGGGACGUCUGUUGGAAAACUAUGGCUCAAAGAUACUAGGGGAAUCAUAUAAGGAUCCUAUCACAAGUUUUAGUAUAUUUCAGAAGUUCUCUGUUCAGCAUCCUGAGGCUUACUGGUCGAUUGUUCUAAAAGAGCUUUCAGUUUCAUUUCAUGAGGCCCCAAAGUGCAUUUUUGAUACCACUGACAAAUCAAAACAUGGGGGAACAUGGUUUCCUGGUUGCUCUAUGAAUAUUGCUGAAUGUUGUUUACUACCUAGAAGUCAUCCAAGAAAAGAAGAUACUAGCUUGGCCGUUGUGUGGAGGGAUGAAGGCAGUGACAAUUCUGAGAUCAGCCAUAUGACCUUGAAAGAACUUCGAGAGCAAGUAAUGUUGGUGGCAAAUGCACUGGAUGCAAUAUUUUCAAAGGGUGAUGCAAUUGCAAUUGACAUGCCAAUGACAGUGGAUGCAGUUAUCAUAUAUUUGGCAAUUGUAUUAGCAGGAUUUGUUGUUGUUUCAAUAGCUGACAGCUUUGCCCCAAAGGAAAUUGCAACUCGUUUGCGUGUGUCAAAGGCAAAGGCUAUCUUCACUCAGGAUUUCAUAUUAAGAGGAGAUCGUAAGGUUCCAUUGUACAGUCGAGUUGUAGAAGCUUCUCCAAUUAAAGCUAUAGUGCUCCCCGUGGCUGGGAAUAAUGUAGGGAUUCAGUUAAGAGAACAGGAUUUAUGGUGGAAAGAUUUUCUUUCCAGUGCCAAUUGCCAUCCAGGAUCAAAUAGUUAUAUUCCAAUCUAUCAACCUGCAGAAUCCGUUACUAAUAUUCUCUUUUCAUCUGGAACUACAGGAGAACCAAAAGCUAUCCCAUGGACACAACUUUCACCAAUUCGAGGUGCUGCUGAUUCGUGGGCUCACAUUGAUGUUCGAGUUGGAGACGUUUUCUGCUGGCCCACAAACCUGGGGUGGGUGAUGGGACCAAUAUUACUCUACUCGUGCUUUCUAAGUGGUGCAACUCUUGCACUCUAUCAUGGAUCACCUCUUGGCCGUGGAUUUGGAAAAUUUGUUCAGGAUGCAGGAGUGACUGUUUUGGGUACAGUUCCUAGCUUAGUAAAAGCAUGGAAGAGUACAAUGUGUAUGGAAGGCCUAGAUUGGACAAAGAUAAGAUCAUAUGCAUCAACUGGGGAAGUCUCCAAUAUUGAUGAUGACCUAUGGCUUUCUUCAAGAGCUUAUUACACACCCAUUAUCGAGUGUUGUGGUGGAACAGAACUUGCGUCGUCUUACAUCCAAGGAAAUCCACUGCAGCCACAAGUUUUUGGAGCUUUUAGCUCAGCAUCAAUGACAAGUGGCUUUGUCAUCCUUGAUGAGCACGGGAUACCUUAUCCAGAUGAUCAAGCUUGUGUUGGUGAAGUGGGCUUAUUCCCUGUAUACAUGGGAGCAACUGAUAGAUUGCUUAAUGCCAAUCAUGAGGAAGUUUACUUCGAGGGAAUGCCAACUUACAAAGGAAUGCACUUAAGGAGACAUGGAGACAUCAUUAAGAGAACUGUUGGAGGCUAUUUAAUUGUACAGGGUAGGGCUGAUGACACCAUGAACCUUGGAGGAAUUAAGACCAGCUCCAUUGAAAUUGAGCGAGUAUGUGAUUGUGCUGAUGAAAGCAUCUCAGAGACUGCUGCAAUCAGUGUUGCACCAGUAAAUGGUGGUCCAGAACAGCUGGUUGUAUUUGUAGUAUUAAAGAAAGGGUUUAAUGCUGAACCUGACAAGCUGAAGACUAUAUUCUCAAGGGCCAUCCAGAGCAACCUCAAUCCUUUGUUCAAGGUGAAUUAUGUUAAGAUUGCUCCGGAGUUUCCCAGAACAGCUUCUAAUAAGUUACUGAGAAGGGUGCUGAGGGACCAAAUGAAGCACGAGAUUUCAGUUCGGAGUAGAAUUUAGCAGCAACAUCAUCAAUCGUCGAUGUAUCAGAUCUCAGGAAUCUGUUCAUGUGAGCAUUUUGAGAGGCUUGAAUGCUAACUGCACGAAUAGAAUAAGAAGAAAUGGUUUAGAAAUAUAUAUGAAAACUAUAGUUGGAAAUCCUUGGUUGCUGUACGUGUUUUUUAUGACAUUAAUAGAUAGGAGUGCAUUACUUUUGAGGCUCUUACCCCUUCAACCGUGAUGAUACAAUAAUAUUGCAAUUGUCAUGGAGUUGCAGAUUGUGAGGUGUAAGAGGCUUCCAAGUUGCAAUGGCCUUUUGACAAAUGAAAAAACUUGAAUCUAAA
Molecule: messenger RNA, 2711 nt
Organism: Carya illinoinensis
Lineage: Eukaryota; Viridiplantae; Streptophyta; Magnoliopsida; Fagales; Juglandaceae
Product: probable CoA ligase CCL12
Exons: 15
Coding region: 166-2388 (740 amino acids)
Source: RefSeq, a predicted model, not a curated record